Molecule: messenger RNA, 723 nt
Organism: Trichoderma reesei QM6a
Lineage: Eukaryota; Fungi; Ascomycota; Sordariomycetes; Hypocreales; Hypocreaceae
Exons: 2
Biological process (GO): rRNA processing
Cellular component (GO): preribosome, small subunit precursor; nucleus; preribosome, large subunit precursor
Source: RefSeq, a predicted model, not a curated record
GCGCAACAAGCGCAGCAAAUGCCCUUUAUCAAGAACCUCGCCUCAAGCGACCGCAAACUCCGCGUCGAAUCCCUCUCCUCCCUGCAGUCCUUCCUCUCCUCCCGCACGAGCCUCACCCCCCUCGACGCGCGCAAGCUCUGGACAGGCCUCUACUACGCCCUCUGGAUGACGGAUCGUCCUCGUCCGCAACAGGCGCUGGCGUCGGACCUGGCGAAUCUCGUGCACGAUCUGCAGGACGCCUGCGUCGAGACGUGGCUUGCUGCGUUUUGGAGCGUUUUGGGGACGCAGUGGCCGCAUAUCGAGGCCCUGCGGCUGGACAAGUUCCUGCUGCUGGUGAGGAGGGUGUUUGCGGCGCAGGUGAGGGUUGUCAAGCAGAGGGGGUACAAGGGCGGUGAUGAUGUUGUGGAGGGUGUUAAGAGGGUGCUUGCGGGCUGGUGUUUUGAUAAGGAGGAUGAGCAGCGGGUUGCGUUGGGGCUGAGGCUGCAUGUGCUCGAUGUGUGGGUCGAUGAGCUGGAGAGGGAGGGCGCGCUGGGGGAUGAUGAUGAGGAUGCGAGGGCGUUUGUCGAGUUUGUGGGCGGACUGGUGGAGGGAUUGAAGAGGUGUCCUGUGAAGUCGGUGAGGCAGCGCGCCGGGGAGAGUCAUGACGAUGAGAGGCUGCCUUGGGUGGAGAAGAAGGAGGGUGAGGAGGACGAGGACGAGGAUGAGGAGGUGGGUGGUGAGGAU